GCUCGCCAACCCAGGGCCGCCGCCGCCCGCGUGCAGGAAACCAACAUGUCUGACAAAAGUGACUUAAAAGCUGAGCUAGAGCGCAAAAAACAGCGCUUAGCACAGAUAAGAGAAGAGAAGAAACGGAAGGAAGAGGAGAGAAAAAAGAAAGAGGCUGACAUGCAGCAGAAGAAAGAACCGGUUCCAGAUGACUCUGACCUGGAUCGCAAGCGCCGAGAGACGGAGGCCCUGCUUCAGAGCAUCGGGAUCUCGCCCGAGCCCCCUCUAGUCCCAACCCCUAUGUCUCCCUCCUCGAAAUCAGUGAGCACUCCCAGUGAAGCUGGAAGCCAAGACUCGGGUGACCUGGGACCGUUAACAAGGACCCUGCAGUGGGACACAGACCCCUCAGUGCUCCAGCUGCAGUCAGACUCAGAACUUGGACGGAGACUGCAUAAGCUGGGCGUGUCGAAGAUCACCCAAGUGGAUUUCCUGCCUAGGGAGGUAGUGUCCUACUCCAAGGAGACCCAGACUCCUCUGGCCACACAUCAGUCUGAAGAGGAUGAGGAUGAUGAGGAAAUGGUGGAACCUAAAGGGGGCCAGGAUUCAGAACAGGAAAAUGAAGACAAAAAGCAGGAGGUGAAGGAAGCUCCUCCAAGGGAGCUGACAGAGGAAGAAAAGCAGCAAAUCCUCCACUCAGAGGAGUUUCUCAUCUUUUUUGAUCGGACAAUACGGGUAAUUGAAAGAGCCCUGGCAGAAGACUCCGAUAUCUUCUUCGACUACAGUGGUCGAGAAUUAGAGGAAAAAGACGGGGACGUCCAGGCUGGAGCCAACCUCUCUUUCAAUCGUCAGUUCUAUGAUGAGCACUGGUCCAAGCAUCGAGUCGUCACUUGUAUGGACUGGUCUCUCCAGUACCCUGAGCUGAUGGUCGCUUCCUACAACAACAACGAAGAUGCUCCCCAUGAACCGGAUGGAGUAGCCUUGGUUUGGAACAUGAAGUUUAAGAAAACCACACCAGAGUAUGUCUUCCACUGUCAGGGUUCUAUAAAGAUCACAGGUGAGAUUGCGGUGACAGCUUUCGCCAUUGAGCGUCUGGCUCUGCGCGAGGUUGCUGCAGACCUCCGUGGGCAGAGUGCUGGGGACGUGGGCUGCUGCUGGGGGCGUGGGCACGGUGGCCAGGCAGCGCUGUUCCUGGCUCACCACGCUGCUGACUGA
Messenger RNA from Odocoileus virginianus texanus, 1191 nucleotides. NCBI's taxonomy places the organism in Eukaryota, Metazoa, Chordata, Mammalia, Artiodactyla, Cervidae. The record is from RefSeq and is a predicted model, not a curated record.